AUGAAUCCUAAACAAGUUGUUGAUAAAAAGCUCAAAAAAGGAGAAACUGGGGCAGCUGAAAGCAACUCAGGUAUAAUUAUCCAGAAGUGGAAGGACAAAAGAGAUGUGCUUACCUUAUCCACAAAACACACCGAUGAGUUACUAAUCAUCAGAUCUGGCAAUAAUAUAGAAUUGCAAAAACCUGCUGCUGUGGUUGACUACAACAAACAUAAAGCCUAUAUUGACUUGUCGGAUCAAAUGAAGUCUUAUGCCACCUAA
Molecule: messenger RNA, 258 nt
Organism: Acanthoscelides obtectus
Lineage: Eukaryota; Metazoa; Arthropoda; Insecta; Coleoptera; Chrysomelidae
Source: the annotation of a GenBank genome assembly